Messenger RNA from Ostreobium quekettii, 843 nucleotides. The record is from the annotation of a GenBank genome assembly. NCBI's taxonomy places the organism in Eukaryota, Viridiplantae, Chlorophyta, Ulvophyceae, Bryopsidales, Ostreobiaceae.
AUGGCGGCCGUAGGGCCCAUGGGCGCCCAUCUGCGACCCCCGCCACCAAUUGGCAUCCCGUGCCUGCGACUGCGGGAGGCAAAGGCGUCGCGGCGCGCAAGGCACUGCCGACGGCCUCGCGCUGGCGCUGCGGGGGAGUCUGAAUCUGAUCUGCUGGACAAAGUCGCCGCAGAUUUCGCCAGAGGUCUGGAUGCUGGCAUGAGUCCUGAUGAGGUCCUGGAUGCACAACUUGGCAAGCUAAACUUGUCACAGGCACAAGAGGGCUACAGAAACAAGAUAAAGAUGAAACUUUUAGAGAGAGUGGGGGAGCUGAGACAGAAGCAGCGCAAAGAAAACAGGACAUUUGAGCUUGGCAAGCUUGCCUAUUCACGAGGCCAGUAUGAUGCCGCCAGCAAGCUGUUUCAGAAUGCAGUGGCUAAGGUGGGAGCCAACACAUUGACUGGUGGGGAGGCACAGCUGUGGCUGGCCCUUGCAUACCAGGCACUAGGUAAAGAGGACAUGUGCCUGGAGCUGUACAAGGACCUGAAAGAAAACCACGACUGCAAGUCUGUUCGGAAGCAGGCCACGAGCCUCCUGUUCAUCAUGGAGGCACCGAAGCUGAAGAUCAGCAGCGAGGAAAAGGUCAAAAUCCCGGUGCUCUCCAACUUGGAGAGGGCAACUGGCCGUGCCAGGUACUCUGCAAGCGCGUCGGCUGGACCUGUGAAGAGGCGAAAAUACAAGCAAUCGUUCGAGGAGAAGUUCUGGGAGAACUACAAGCCACCAAUACAAGUGUCCAACAAAUACGUCUGGGCAGCCUCUGCCAUGGUCCUGCUGAGCCUGGCAUGGUACUCAACGACCCUCUGA